Molecule: messenger RNA, 678 nt
Organism: Ixodes scapularis (black-legged tick)
Lineage: Eukaryota; Metazoa; Arthropoda; Arachnida; Ixodida; Ixodidae
Product: 4-coumarate--CoA ligase 1
Exons: 5
Coding region: 1-678 (225 amino acids)
Source: RefSeq, a predicted model, not a curated record
AUGGCCGCUCGAAUUGUGAACCGAGUAAUACACUCGCCUUUUCCGGACAUCGAAAUUGGAAACAGCUGCGCUCCCGAACUCAUAGAGCAACGCUUGAGAACAUUAUCGAACAAGACAAUCAUUGUUGACAACUAUAAAACCUUGAGUGCGUGUCAGCUGUUGGAAAAAAUACGCAGAUACGCUGUAGGUUUCAAACAACACGGUGUGAAACCAGGGUCCAGGGUGUGUGCUCACAUUGGCAACGGAGUUGAAAAUGUAGCGGCAGCUUUUGGGGUUGUGUUCGCGGGCGGGACCCUCGUCAUGGCAAAGCCAAGCUCUGUGGCAAGGGAGCUGGUCUAUAUAAUUGAAGACUCUCACUGCACUUUCCUACUUGUCGAUCAACAAACGGCACCGAAUGUUGCGAAGUAUAUAAUACCCACGUGCGUUAAGGCGGUGUUCGCCGUCGGAAGCGUGCCCAGUUUCAUUGAUGUUCUCCAGUUUGAAGAACUGUCGGAUGCCUCAUUCAAGCCCCACGUGCCUUCUGACAACGAGGAAGAGGUUGUGGUGGUACUGUACACGUCAGGAUCGACGGGACUUCCAAAGGGCGUGGAACUAUCACACAAGGCGUUCUGUGCCGCGUUUCAUGGAUUCAGGUGUCUCUUUUACUUGUCCAUUGUGCUCGGAUGCAACAUGUCGUGA